Messenger RNA from Gymnodraco acuticeps, 4495 nucleotides. It is a transcript of the gene cep104, whose product is annotated as centrosomal protein 104. The record is from RefSeq and is a predicted model, not a curated record. Bases 174 to 2978 code for a protein of 934 amino acids. The transcript has 22 exons. Gene Ontology annotation, cellular component: cilium. NCBI's taxonomy places the organism in Eukaryota, Metazoa, Chordata, Actinopteri, Perciformes, Bathydraconidae.
AAAAAAAACAUUUCCGACCGUGUAAAACCACAUUGACCACAACCCAUUGCGACUGACGUCGGUCCCACACCAUUGCGCAUGUCCGCGCUGGUUGUUGUCACCGGUGGUUAUGGAGAUGCGAUGGGACUACAAGCUGUCAACAUUACGGUGAUGUUCGUGUGUCCACCAGAGGGAUGCCCAGGAAGAUAGGAUUCAUUGUAGUCAACUCUUCAAGUCAUGAGGACAACUUCAGUGCCAAGGAGCUCAUGGUCCACGCACCCACAGUCAAUGGCUGGAGAUCCAGCAGGCUGUGCCCCUACACUCAACAUAUCACCCUCCAGCUGGUGGAGAGAUGCAGGGUGAGGAAACUGCAGCUGCUGGCCCAUCAGUACCUGAUCCCAGCCAAGGUGGAGUUCCACAUUGGAGACACCCUGCCUGAAACCGGCACUUCAGGGUUCCCUGGACAGCUUCGCAGACUCGGGUACGUGUCUUUGUCGGACAAUGAGAAGACGGGUUUCAAAGCUCGGGAGUUGAAGUCAGUCCACGUGGACGCCAUCGGAACAUACCUGAGAAUUACCUUCCACAGGAACCAUGUCAACCAAUACAAUCAUCACAAUCAGGUUGCUUUGGUGGCCAUUAAUGUUGUGGGAGAUUCUUUGGAUGGCAAUGCUUUUAACACUAUUCCAAGCCGAGAGCAGCUGAUCGAACACUACCUCAACAGUACCCAGCUGGAAUCCGCCUUGGACACGACCUUCAUGGGUAAAUGUGAGUCCAUCUCCCCCUUGGAUGACCUGGCCUUCGACAUGUACCAGGACCCAGAGGUCGCCCACAUCAUCAGACUCCUGGACCAGAAGAAGCAGGACAUGGUCCGGCAGGAGAAAUACGAGCAGGCCAAGAAUCUGAAGCAGGCCAUCGCAGACCUGCAAAAGGUAGGGGAGCGUUUGGCCCGUUAUGAUGUGGAGAAGCGAUGUGCAAUCGAAAAGGAAGACUAUGAUCUUGCCAAGAAGAAGAAGGAGAUGAUGGAGGAAUACAGGACGAGCGUCUACCAGCAGCUGGAAGUCCACCACCUGCUGGACAUGUCAAUAAUCACACAUGUCGCAGAUUCCUCUCCAUCUCGGGAACCUCCCUCCCUUCAGCCUUCUCCAGGUCACUCUUCAGUUCCCACAAAAUCCCUAAUUUCAACCGACAUAUUUAAGAAGGGGAAGAAAAAGGACGCUCCUCAGAAUCAACAGUUAGAUGCGGAAACUAUUGUUCCCAAGCCAAGCAACCAAUCUGACUCAACGUGUACCCCCGUUACAGUACCCCGGAUUGAUGUUAUCUGUAUGCCUUACGAUGAGAGGCCGCUUCCAGUCCAAAGGAAAGACCGGCCUGUGGAGGUGUCUCUGAGCCCCACACAGCAGCUGUCACCCCAACCUGACGCCCAAAGGACUCCGCCCAGCCCUGAGAUGAGCGGAGAGGCAGAGCCCUUGACGGAGAAGGCCCAGAGAGAAGCCAUCCUUCCAAUAGAAGUCUAUGGAGAAAGACUGGUGGCAGGGGCAUAUUCCAGAACCUGGUGCUACAGAGAGGAUGCUCUCCUGGCUGUGUACAAGAAGCUAACGGAGCUAUCACCCACCACCCCCAAGGAGGAUCUGAGAAACAUGACUAGAGCUGCAGUCUUCCUGGUCAAGAAGGCCCUCCUGGAUAAAGUGUCAUCUGUUUUCAACGCCUCCUUGAAGGUACUGCGACUGCUGCUGAGUCAGCUGAUCCCGGGUCUGGGCCGGUCUGAGGUCACCCACUGCGUAGAUCAGGCCUGGCCCAACCUGCUGGCCAGGACUGGGGACUCAGCCAGCCGCAUCCGGGGCACGGCCACUGCCUUCAUACAGGAAAUGUCUCUUUUGAAGGAUGUUCGCGCCCUGCAGGUUAUCCCCGGUGAAUUGGCGAAGCCCUUCAAGUCCAACUUCCCCUCUCGCCUGGCUCAGAGUCGGGCCGAGCUGCUCGAGAAGCUUCUCGCUGAACUGGGCACAGAGAACUCCGGCUUCACCUUGGACAAUGUCAUGAUGUUCUGUACAGCAGCUUUGGAACACAAUGCGUCAGCAGUACGAGAGCUGGCGGUGCGCAUCAUCUUGUCCAUGUACCAGCAGCACAGAGCCGCUGUUCUCCGCUUCCUUCCACCCAACUCUGCUGCUGCGCAGAAGAACUUCCUCUUCAAAACCCUCUUUGAAGGCUUCGCCAAGAUUGAUGGGAAGCUGGUGGAGACUCAGACUUUGAAGAAGGGAGGUGGUCAGCAGGAUGGACAAAAGGAGAAAGAGGAGAUCCACUCCCUUCAGGAGCAGCUGGCUGCCUUGAAAGAGAUCACAGAGAGACGGGAGGAAAGCACCAAAGAAGAAAUUCCCGAUGAAGAAGCUCCCAAAGUCGAAUCCAAAAAAGCUGUCAAAACAAAAUCAGACAGUAUUGAUGUCCAACAAUCUAUCAACUACCUGGACAACCUGUGUAUAUUCUGUGGUAAAAAGGACGAGUCCUUCACAGAGGAUGGAUUGGACCUUCAUUACUGGAAGCACUGUCCGAUGCUGAGACGCUGCGAUGAAUGUAGACAGGUAGUUGAGAUAGCCAGCCUCACAGAGCACCUGCUGGGUGAAUGUGAAAGCAGGUCCAGGUUCAGCCAGUGCCCGCGUUGCUCUGAGGCCGUGGCCCCCGAAGAUCUCACUCGACACGUCCAGGGUCCCGCCUGCAAUGCCCCCAUCUCGGGUAAAGGCUCCAACCACUGUCCUUUGUGUCAUAACAACUUCAUUCCUGGAGAGAAGGCCUGGAAGGCUCACCUCAUGGGCAGGGAGGGCUGCAAACAAAACUCACGCAGGACUGCGGUGUCCCAGAGAACCCAGCCAGCACAAGGCAGGGCUGGUGGUGGAGCCAAGAUGAAGCAUGCGUGGUCGGUAGGGGCCAGAGGCAGAGCCAUGGGCAGAGGCAGCCGGAUCCCAGCCCUGGCACCAAUGGCCAGAGGAAGUACACCAGGGAAGCACUGACACUGGAGCACCCUGGGGAGGCCCCCAGCAGCAACACACAGCCCUGUAGGAAACUACUCAAACAUUUCCUGCUCCCAUGAUAGCUUUCAUAUCUUUUGCUCUGUUUCCAGUCCUACUUAGGAUUAGGGUUAGGGUUAGUCCACCUGGAAUCACCAUCAUAAGACCUGUUAUUUUGUCUACGCGUCAUCAUGGCGUCACACACCUGUCGGGCUAGUAAACAUGUGCAGACUGCGUUCUGUUUGCCGAUAUCACCUUACAGGUUGUUUUUUUUGGGUCUAAUUUUGUUCAAACUGCUGACAGGUUGGGAGCUAACCCCAGUUGGAAAUAAUACAACUAGAAGCUGUCACUCUGGUAUUGUACUUGCUUUAAGUUUCUUGAUGACUCAUAAGAGACAGAUACAGCAACAUAUCUUAUCAUUUUGUGCCUAAUGGCAUCUCGGGGCUGACAUAACCCUGAUGACUCACUGUGACAUCUUCAGGGUUAUUCAUUUUUGAGUUAGUUAACUAACCGUUCUUCACAAGCUAUCCAAUGCCGCUAUAAAGGUAAACAUUUCAUUGUUAAAAUAGUCAAAAUGGGCACAAAAAGAACAAAAUCAGCAUUGAAUUUUAAAUUAUAUUUGGACCACAAGCGUUACUCAGUGUAGUAAUGCUACAUAUGUAGUACAUCUUGACAGGGCACAGUGAGUGUAAAUGAUACUUAAAACACGCCUCUCCGUGAAGCAGUAAUGUGAGAAGACGAGGAAUAAAAACGUUCCUCCCUUGGCAACACGUUAGAAUCCUCCCUGACAACCUGAGUGCAGCUUUACUGUCAGCUUUGUACUUACAUUUUUACUUAUUGACGUGUAUAGCGAAAGAAUAAUAUGAAAUAGCACUUUGCCAAAGGGAUGGUACUGAAUCUUCAGUGCAGGUUGAACUUGAUUUAUUAUUCCUGUUUAAUUCCUACUGACAAUCUUAAGUAGAUAGCACAAUUUCAUAUGCUGUACUAGUUGAGUAAGAGACUAAGUAGAGCUUUUAACGUAACAUAAUUAUUAAAAAGGAAAACACACAAUGGACAUGAAUGUACAGUCAAUAGUAGAAUCUGUGUAGCAGCUCUUUUUAGUGGAUUUUGGCUGAUUUGACCCUAAAACUCAACAUUUAAACAUCUUCCAUUGUACCGCUCAGUGUUAUGACGAUGGUGAUUGUAAUAUGUCUGUUAAUCCUCAGCGAAGAAGAAUUUACACAGAAACAGUCCAAGGUGUCUUUAAAAGAUUGUAUUACGAGUAGGGGAUGUUCUUCAUUAAUGUGUGGGAUUAGACUUACUGUUAAAUAAGUUAUAGGUAUAAGAAAGUUUAUUUUUGAUUUCCUAAUCCAUCACAUUGGCUUUUAUAUGUUUCUGUAUUGAGGACUUUUGCAACAGUGGAUAUUUGUGAUGUGCUUUUAUGUGCAUAGUCAUUGUUUUAUGAAUAAUUAUGGCAUGAAAUGGCUAUUUUAUUCUGCAAAGUAUCUGUAUUUGUUUAAAUAAAGCUACAUUUAGCAUAA